GCAACGUCCAACCUUGUAACCUCGAACGAGAUCAGGUGAGCUUCGACUUGUCAAACCGCAGGUCUUGUGGUUCAGUUUGCGACAUUGCCUGAAAACCCAAAAUUGAUCACUGAGAUGCCAUCAGGAGCUCUCUCCACACCUCUUUCUUCGAUCGACACAUCUUAUUGCUGAUUGUACCAAACAGCUCUCCCGAAUGGCGAACCUUCCGUCACAACAUCCAAAUCUCUCUGUACACCUGACCGACCGAGCUCUGACUCCACUCAUCACGUCUUCACGCUCGUCGCAUAAACUACAAUCCCUCUCGUCCUUGUCGCAUACGGCGCUCGUUGCGCAUGAAUCGGCAUUGCGUCUGGGACUUGGCAACCCACAGCGCAUCAUGGUGGAGUAUGCAUCGAACGGGCCGGUACUACUACACUCCUUUCUAAUACCUACGUCUCCUUGCCAACUUUUGGCGAAUGGUCAGGGGGAUUUGGCAACGGAGAAGGGCAUCCAAGGUCAGACGGCUGGGGAAGAUGAACCGACUCUCCGGGGAGAAGCUAGCACGAGUACGACACCUCGACAACAAGACGAGCCCGGGGCUAUAGAGGGCAACAGCAAUGCGCCCCCCAUGUUGUUAAGUACUGUCUUAGCACCCACGGCGGAGCAUACGCUGGAGAGCCGACGAGCCGCUGCCCGACUCGAGAGGGUAGGAAGAGAAGUACAGGCGAAGUGGGCUGAGGCAAGCCAAAGGGACGAAUUUACUGCUGGAGACUGAGGGCAUACCAUCCGAGAACCGAAGACGGACCAAAGAUUCUGCGAUAAAUACCACAGUCAUGACUAUCGGGUGGGUAUUGGGUGAAGGCCGCAACGGGACAGAGAAGCACAGAAAACCAGACAGCUCAGC
Molecule: messenger RNA, 883 nt
Organism: Pseudomassariella vexata
Lineage: Eukaryota; Fungi; Ascomycota; Sordariomycetes; Amphisphaeriales; Pseudomassariaceae
Exons: 2
Coding region: 194-754 (186 amino acids)
Source: RefSeq, a predicted model, not a curated record